Linum trigynum is the source of this 3345-nucleotide messenger RNA. NCBI's taxonomy places the organism in Eukaryota, Viridiplantae, Streptophyta, Magnoliopsida, Malpighiales, Linaceae. The record is from the annotation of a GenBank genome assembly.
CCGAUACAUCCUCUUAACUUUUAAGUAUAGCAAAAGAGGUCCUCAGAAUCAGAUUAUUCCUGCCUCUCCCAUUGACUGGGGCUCUCCAUUCGUCAUUUCGCUCGGUUUUGGCGCUUCUUCUUCUUCUUCCUCCUCUUUCGGUUCCUUCUCUUAACAGUUAAAUCCGAUCGUUCUGUUGCGGUGAAGUUCCUUUGAAGCCAAUAGAGAAGCUCUCUAGUCAAUCCUCCCUCUCGGGUAAGCUCAAUCUUCAUCUCCAGUUCUCAGUGUCUUCUUGUUUCUGUGGUGCAUUGUCCCUUGAAAAAAAAAAAUUGUCUUUCUUCAUUCGGGUUUAGGGUUCUUGAUACUUCGUUCAUUCCUCCACUGAACUUGUUCAUUUUCCCUGGAGUAAUCGGUGAGUGCUUCCUCUUGUCGCCAUUGAGGCCUCCCCUGCUCUCAUUCUGCAUAGGAUUCUUAGCUUGUUUGUUGGGCAUUCAAACCUCCGCUGAACUUAGCUAGGUAGAAUGGAUGUUACUGGAGGAAAAAAAAAACAUUUUGAGUGUGAUAAUUCGGUCGGGGUUCAUUGGGAGACUCAGCUUUAGCUAGUAUUUCAAGUCGUGAAUCUUGUUGGAGCCUCUUUCGGAGGUAGGAGUUUCAGUGAAUCAGUAGCAGCGAAAGCACCUUAUGAGCCAGUUUGGUGACGGUAGGAUUGAAGUUGUCAGGUUUCCCUUGUUUAUCGAAUAGUUCUGUUAGUACGAUGUUGUUCGCUUUGAGAUUCUACCUUUUUUUUAAGGUGAAAAAGAAACAUAUUUUUAGCAGGGAAAAAAAUACCUAAACAAAAGAAUCUCAAGUUUUAGCUCAGGUCUUAAAUCUUUCAUAAUUAGAGAGACGUAUAAAAUCUCCAAUGCCUAUAUUGUGUGUCAGGAUGAAAUAAAAAAUUGACACAUUAUUCCAAUUACAUCUAAAUACUUCAUAUCUAAUAAAAUAAAGAAAUAUUCAAUACCUUUUGAAAUUUGAAGGUUUCAACAAUUUUAGAAGGGAUUAAUAGAUUAAUUAUCUUAUUAUUCAGGGAAAUAUUCUCUAAAUAAAAUAAAGAAAAGGAAAACCUAAGUGGAAGCAAUUAUUAUCAAACUAAUAAAAGGGGAAAAAGAAACGCCACAUUUACUCCACCCCACCGUUUCCCUCUUUUCCCCCAUUGAACAUUGAUUCCACAAUUCGGGUACAAUUCCGGAUCCCCGAACCCGACCAAUCGCAACGGUAAAAAAAGGUCCGGAAAAAAAAAAUAGCUGGCUGUCUGCCGAAUGCCGAUAACUAGCUUUAAUGUAGAAAAAGACAAAUAAAAAAAAAGCACCCGAAUUCGGACCAAACCCUAACCCUAACCGGACCCAAGAAAAACCCAGUGAAAGGUCAUCCUUUUCCACCACGCCCUCGUCUCGGCCCCGCUCUCCGCUCUCGCCCUUCCCCUGCUGCUGCUGCUGCUGCUCCUCCCUCUCUCUCUACUUCGACUACUGAGCUCUCUCCCUCUCUGACUUUACUGUUUCUCUCUCUAGGAUUUAGCUUUUAUCCUUUCUUUGUCGCCAAUCCCGUUCGUUUGGAAAUACAGCCGCCGUCAAUGGAUGUUUUGGGCAGUGUGAGCUCUGCGGAGAAGAGGGCCGAGUGGGUUUCCUCUGUUGUGGAAGCUAUGGUGGUGGAAGCUGCCGUUGCUGCUGGAAAGGCUCUUGCUUGCCUGCUCUUUAUGGCUGGAUCACUGGUCGCUGAAGCUGAGGCAUUGGCCAAUCUGACUGCUGUAGAACAGAGGUUUCCUUUUAGCAAGCUUCACGAGAAGGAAUGCUCCAACACAGAAGAAAACAAAGAUGCCAGUGACACCGAGGACGAUGGUGAAGAUGACGAGGACGACAAUGCAGAGGAUGAUGAUGACGACGACGAUGCUGGUGACGAGGAUUUCGCGGGUGACGAAGGAGCAGACCCGGAAGACGACCCUGAAGCUAAUGGCGCUGGAGACUCCGAUGAUGAUGAGGAGGAGGCUGAUGACGACGAUGAUGAUGAGGAUGAUGAUGAUGCCGAGGAUGACGACGAUGAUGAUGAGGAAGAUGAGGAGGAAGAAGAUGAUGAUACUCCUCAGCAACCACCGGCGAAGAAGAGAAAAUGACUUGAGAGGAGUGAUUGACAAAUGCGAGGGAAAGAGAGGGACAGUAUGCUGUUGUUUAUUUUUACUUUCGGUUUGAUCUUUCCCUCUGUCAAGAGUAGUUAGGUCUCCUAGGAGGAGGGAAGAUUGAGUUCAUGUCAGGGUCUGGAUAGGGUUAGUAGAGUCUCCUUCGUUGAUCGUCGUUGACAUGGUUAUGGCUUCUGUUGGUGUGCUGCUGAUGCUGAUGCCCUUCUGUUGUUACAGAUUAUUAUUGUGGUGUAUAAUGUUUUCCUAUGUUGUCUCUGUGUGAUCUCUGAUUCAUAUUAACUUUGACUUGCAACUCGAACUAACCUAUCCUGAACUCAACAGCAGGAUAUCCAGAAUACUGAAUUUGAGUAUUUGACCAAACCUGGCAACCUGAUUCAAUCCAUUUGCAACCAGGUUUGACCAACAGACAAUGGCAUGUAACCCGCCCAGCAUAUAAGCCUACAGAAGUCAAACCAAAUGAUUGAUAAACCGAUCGAUACACCGCCCAAAAUUACUCGUGAUUUUAACCCAAUUACGAUUAAUAUAAACCAACCACGAGUGGAUUCACCAAAUUUGGCACACACCUCCAGCAUCCACAUUGGUAAUUGGAGAAAUAAAGUAAUUGAACUAUUUUCCGAGGAGGAGCAUUAUUGACGGGUUUAAGUUCGUAGGGGUGGUAUUUGGUCGGUAUUCGGUAAGCAGUUCAAUCUAUAACCAUUUAGCCAAGCUAGAUCCUAGCCUCGAAUUGGAGGCAGCAGAUCACCAUCUUAAAUGAUCAUCCCAACACAGCAGAACAAUGAUUAACACCAUACUUAAACCAACACUUCCAGAGUAACUAGCCCGACAUUUACUCAGCGUACUAAUCAUGUCUAUAUCCAACUUCAGAAAGCACUCGUCAAAGUUCAUUUCCCAGAAGUACAUUGCAGUUGCAGAAGGCUGUAAAGUGUAAUAAUAACAUUGCAAGUGGCUGCAAAAGGCUAUGGAUACCAAGAACUGGUUCAGCGGUGCAAGAAAAUUGAGAUUGAGACGGAACAAAGACUGCCGACGUGGCUUUCUUCGAUCAGAAAUCCAGAUCAAGACCAAAAUAAUCACACCAGACAGAUUUCAUUUCCACAGUGAUCACGAACGUUACACCUACAAAAAAAAAAAUGGUACAUAAGAUAUACUGCAACUCUUCCAUAGUUCGAUACAGUAAUGAUUAAAGAAGACCAAGAGAU